AUGUCGACCGACAGCUCGUCCAGCCCGUCGAAUUGGGUUACGGGUAGUUACACGGGUAACAGCGAUGGCCUUCGCAUCACGAUCACCACCUUCGUGGUGAUCGCCUGGUAUAAUUCCAUUGAGUUACUGGUUCUCAUCUUCUCGAUCUUCAAGCAGUAUAAAGGGAUUUACUUUUGGAGUUUGCUGAUUUCGACCGCGGGGAUCCUCCCCUACUCGAUCGGCUUUUUCAUGAAAUUUUUUGAUCUGACGUCAGCAAUCUGGGUCUCGUUGACACUUGUCACAGUUGGGUGGUGGACCAUGGUGACCGGGCAGUCAUUCGUACUUUACUCAAGACUACACUUGGUUGUUCAAAAUACACGGGUGUUGAAUUUUGUCUGCGGCAUGAUCAUUGCCAACGUCUUUCUCCUGCAUGUACCGACCACCAUAUUGACAUACGCUGCCAAUUACAUGCAGUCGUACAAGUACCUGCAUGCGUAUAAUAUCAUGGAGAGAGUCCAAGUCGCGGGAUUCUGCGCCCAGGAACUGAUCAUCUCGGGUAUCUACAUAUGGGAAACUACGCGCAUGCUGAAACUGAACCCCAACCGAGACAACCGUAACAUCAUCUUACAGUUAUUUGUGAUGAACAUGGUCUGCAUCCUGAUGGACAUUGCUCUGAUCGCAGUAGAAUGCGCAAAUUACUACAUCUACCAGACCACGCUGAAGGCUACUGUGUACAGUAUUAAGCUGAAGAUCGAAUACGGAGUCUUGAACAAAUUGAUCUACAUUGCGAAGCAAUCCGCAGGAAGGCCAUUAGAGGAUCCCUAUAUUGAGUUGAACCGACUCAGCCCCAAUGCCAACUCUGAUACUACGCGCACAACAACGCAAUCCAAGCCGCAUCGUUCCAGUAUAGAGGAUAUCAGCUUCCGUCUACGAGUCUGGAAGCUGGAUGAAGCCGACGGCGAGGAUGGUAGCGAUUCACCACCAGAGCAUGAAUGGCCAUACCUAUUGAGGAAGACCACGAUUAGUCCCAACACAGGAAACACCGUGCCGACGACUAUCACCCCAAGUGGUGUAGCGUACAUCGGUGCCAUCUUAUAUGAGGGGCAACCAGCUACUAUUCUCAUCGUUGAAGAACUAAAAACGAAACGUGUCUCUCCUGAUGGUCACGAGGGAUAUUGGCACAUCUUAGAGGCGCACGUAGAUGACAAAAUCGCCUACGGUGUGGUAGGUGCUUUGGUUUCAUUCCGGGCCGCUUGCGCCACUGUACAGCCUUGCAUUAGGGCUUACCACGUUGCAUCCAGUAACUGCCGCGAGUUGGCCCCGCAGCGACAGAUGAGUUUAGGCUUGGAUGCUUCUCUUUGUUUGGCUCUCUUGGCAUCGAGCUUCGUGGCACAACAAGUUCCCUUAAAACGGCAUUCAUUCAGUUCCUAUUCGAUUUACCGCCUUGCACAGUGCAACAGUAUGGCUCUGCUUCAGGCGGUCGAGACAAGCUUCCUCCUUCUGGCGCUAUGGACCGCCAUCGAAGCCAUCCGUCGUCUUUAUUUCCAUUCCUUAUCCCACAUUCCAGGCCCCCGACUGGCGGCACUCACCUGGUGGUAUGAAUUCUACUAUGAUGUCGUCCAGCCAGGGCAGUACGUAUUUAAAAUUCAAGAGCUUCACAAGCAAUACGGGCCCAUCAUCCGGGUAACCCCGGAUGAGGUCCACAUCAACGAUGUUGGUUACCUCGACACAAUCUACGCCCCAUCGAUGACCCGCCUCGACAAGUAUGACUACCAGCUACGCACCUUACGUGUCCCCGGUGGCAUUGGGACCACUGCCGACUACUACCUUCACAAGAUCCGUCGGGAAGCGCUCACUCCCUUCUUCAGUAAGCGCAACGUUCUCUCACUCGAAGGCGUGAUCACCGCAAAGGUGAACCAGUUGUGCGAUUUGAUCGACAAACAUGCGGCGACGGGAGCUCCCAUCAAUCUAUCGGACGCAUUCUAUGGAUUUUCCAAUGAUGUUGUCGCCAACUUUUUAUUUGCCCACCAAACCGACGUACUCUCAGAUGAACAGGCGGCGGCCAGGCUCCGCCGCAACAGUCAUGAGUUGCUCAAGGGAAUCAACAUGAACAAGCACUUUCCAUGGAUCCCGGACAUUCUCGAAGCACUGCCACAACGCAUAACCAGGCCUGUCAUGCCUCCUGGACUCAUUGACAUGCACGAACUCUUUGAUAGAGUCCGUGCGGAAUUGACCACAAUCAUGAGGGCAAAAGCAUCCAGCACUUUAAACGGGAAAAAGUCAAUCAAUCCAGGAGGCAAAGAAUCCGUUUACGAAUCCGUGCUCGACAACCCCAACCUCCCCGCAUCCGAAAAAGCCCUCCUGCGCCUGGAACAAGAAGGCGCACUACUGACCCUCGCAGGAACAGAGUCCCCCGCCCAAACACUCAAUAUCAUCUUCUACCAUCUCCUCGCCAACCCUUCUCUCCUCGCAACACUCCGCAAAGAACUAGAUACCCUGCCGACACCCUCAACCUGGACGCAACUAGAGCAAUUCCCGUACCUCUCCGCUGUCAUCGAAGAAGGCAACCGACUCUCCUUCGGCGUGACCGCUCGCGCAGCCCGUAUCCAGCACAAGCCCAUAACCUAUACCCCAUCCGCGUAUGUGACCACACCAGGCCCCACGCGUAGAUCCUAUACCCUCCCUCCCGGCACACCCGUUAGUAUCACGACGUUGAGCGCACAUACCGCUGAAUCAGUCUUCCCGGACCCGUACGUAUUUAGUCCCGAGCGCUGGCUGGGGGAUGAGGGUCGUGAGCGCAGGAAAUUCCAGUUGGCUUUUUCGAGAGGCGGAAGGAAGUGUUUGGGGAUUGAGCUUGCCAGGGCGGAGCUGUAUCUUGUUACUGCUGCGCUUACGCGGAUGUUUGAUAUGGAGUUGUGGGAGACGGAUGAGAGGGAUGUUUCUUUUGAGCACGAUUAUCAUGUUGCUAUGCCGAAGGAUGGGUCGAAGGGUGUAAGGGUUGUGGCUAAGCUACGUUGA
Aspergillus nomiae NRRL 13137 is the source of this 2997-nucleotide messenger RNA. RefSeq names its product cytochrome P450. The coding region runs from base 1 to 2997 and encodes 998 amino acids. The record is from RefSeq and is a predicted model, not a curated record. Gene Ontology annotation, molecular function: monooxygenase activity; heme binding; oxidoreductase activity, acting on paired donors, with incorporation or reduction of molecular oxygen. The transcript is spliced from 9 exons. Lineage: Eukaryota; Fungi; Ascomycota; Eurotiomycetes; Eurotiales; Aspergillaceae.